Acanthaster planci (crown-of-thorns starfish) is the source of this 3026-nucleotide messenger RNA. RefSeq names its product folliculin (gene flcn). The record is from RefSeq and is a predicted model, not a curated record. Gene Ontology annotation, biological process: positive regulation of TORC1 signaling; negative regulation of transcription by RNA polymerase II; positive regulation of transforming growth factor beta receptor signaling pathway. Gene Ontology annotation, cellular component: cytosol. Gene Ontology annotation, molecular function: GTPase activator activity. NCBI's taxonomy places the organism in Eukaryota, Metazoa, Echinodermata, Asteroidea, Valvatida, Acanthasteridae.
GCCUCCGCGCAUAUGCAUCAUGGGAUUAGCGUUCGUGGACGUCCAUCCGCCGUGUUCGUUCUAGAAAUUUUCAGGGAUCGUUCAGGAUUUGAGGCUUUAUUUCCAAUGUUCUGCUUUUUUUCUGUGAUCCGGUGACUGUUGAUUACUAGUAUACAAAAACUGAGGACAUUUUGACCGCACUUUCGUUCUUUCUGAUCAUCACUCAUGUCACCUGGUAACAGUACAGUGAUCAGCAUGAUCAGUCGUCAGUGAACUGGAGUUUAAGGUUAACCACUGCAGUAAAGUUUAACGUUUGCUUUGUGACUGUUUGUCUCAGACAAAUUUGAAGCAAGCUGUUCGUCCCUCAGGCUGAUAGCCAGACAAGAAAUAUCCUCCAGUUGAGAUGGUCAGCCAGUCAUGAAUGCUGUGGUAUCUUUGUGCCAUUUCUGCGAGCUCCAUGGCCCCAGCAUUCUCUUCUGCACCCAGUCGUUCCACACCAACGAGGAGGGCCAACAGACGUUUGACAACAACUCGGGUGCAUCUGGCUCGUCGGGGCACCCCUUGUUCCGCCGGUCAAGGUCGACAGACUCCACUGUAUCCAAUCCCUUGCCAGGGGGUGACCACAAGUCCCCUGCUUCCAAAACAGAGCUAUGCGAGGCCUGCAGGUCAUUCCAGCCGGGCCAGCCAAACUUCAUCAGCCAUGACCACGAGGUCGGAAUCAGUUACAUUAGCACUCAGUACCCACAGAACUCACAGAUUUUCACCAUGGUCAGGCAGGCCUGCAUCAGGAGUCUUAGCUGUGAGGUCUGCCAAGGUCGUGAGGGACCCAUCUUCUUUGGGGACGAGCACCAUGGCUAUGUCCUCAGCUACACCUUCUUCAUGAAGGACAGCCAUGCCCGAGGUUUCCAGCGGUGGUACAGCAUCAUUGUGGUCAUGACAGACCGCAUCUUCCUUCUCAACUCCUGGCCCUUCCUGGUCUCCAACAUGCGCUCCCUGAUCGAGGAGCUGCAGGCCAAGUCCCUGAAGGUCUACGAGCAGGAACAGUCAGAGCACCCACAGCGGGCUGAGCGCAUCAACCAGGAGUUCCUUGCACCAGGGGACUUCUACCGGCGGCGCCGGGGUGGCAGCAAGACCUUCCGGUCCCUGCUGGAGCUGACCAGUGACAAGAACCUGUUCCGGUACCUGCACAUGGUCUUUGCCUGGAUACUGAAGGCUGGUGGAAGCAGGAUGACAGAAAAAGUCCUGGAAGGACCUCCAAAGGAAGAAGCUCUGAUCGAUUUAGACAAUGAAGAGGAGACUGAAGAAGGUUUCAUCAAAGUCUCCACAAUGACCAUGGAUCCGGAUCCUGUGGGAGGGAUAGCAGAAGGCCCAACAGCCAUUCAGGAUAGCCCAGAGGAAUGGCAAGAUGGUGGACCUACCUUCAAGUCAUUGCAUCAUCUCAGGAGACUCUUAGGUAGUUUGAAUUUCCACGAUCUGGCUCACCAUGCCUUAAUUGGCAAUCAGAUCAUAGUCAGAUGUAACUUCAAAAGCACUCUUCACUCCUUCUUUGAGGUCCUCAAGACACUCUUGCCGGUUGGCUGCUGCCACAUCAUCACCUACAGCGAUCACUAUGAGGAGUCCUUCAAGUGCAACUUUCUGGGUAUGUCCCCGAGCACCAGCCUCCCGGGCCACGUCAAGGCCUCAGAGUUCUUCAUCCUCUUGGACAUCAUCAGUCCCAGCCACCCACCCCGGGAAUGCGAGAGGGUGAUUGUCAAGGAAGCAGACCCGUUCCACGGCUUUGGCAUCGCUAUGGUUAGCACGGGGUCCUUGCCUGAUAAAGCACCUACGAUUCUGACCAAGAUUGAGAAUAUCUUGGAUAACAGAAACCUGAAUCAGGAGGUGAUAACAGCCUUUCUGGUUGCUCUUAAAGAGGAAUGGAUGAACAAAGUCAAGCUGCUUUUCAAGUUCACCCGGGCCGGUUCCCACACUGAGGAGGAGACAGAGAGGCUGUUGAAAAUUCUCAAGGCAAAACCAGAGGACAAAUCCCUUCUGAAAUUCUGGAUAACAGGACUCAGUUCUCAGUAUCGCUCCCACCUGCUGACCACUUCCAGCAUGGGUGCUUCUAACUCGUGAUUUUCUGGCAGAACAAGUCUGUUGCGUUUGAGGAAAGAUUACCGCCAAGAGUACCUCUCUUCUCCCAUCAUGGAAUAUUUUGGUCAAAAACUCACACAGGGAGAAAUGAAAGUUCUUGUAGAUCUGAUAGAGUUCUAUUUAAGUCAUUGAGUUACCGAUUGAUUGUCACUGGACCACGUCAUCAGGUCUCAAAUUUCAACGAGACCUGCAAGGUUUAGUGUACUAUAUUGGUGAUACUAAGUUGACAUCAUGGCAAGCAUGUUUGGAGUGACUUUAAUUCACAUUGUGGGUUUUCUGGUUUGCAUGUGUAUGUAUGUUCAAAAUCAAAAUAUGAUUAACAUUGGAAAAGUGCCAAAUUGAGAAAGUAUCAGUUGAAGCCUGUUAAUUCCUUCCGGCUUGUUAAUCAGUGAUAGCUCAUUAUAAAGGUGCAAUUUACAUUUUAAUAUGAUUCAGGGUGUUGUUUAACAUUACUAUAUUUCCAUUUAAGUUAUACCAAAUGUCCUGGUUUACGUAGCAUUUGGCACGGUCCGUUGUCAGAGAGAACAUUCGCGAAUCGUCUUCAGAGAAAGUAAGGCUACUUCCCCCACGGUUUUAUUUCUUUAAGAGUCACUUUCACGAACAGUUUUUGUUUGCUGCUUUUUAAUCACGUCUGGAACGUGUGGCAAAACCUUCAAUCCUGUAACAUUUAAAGUUGCAUGAGAAUAUAUAAAUUAACCUUGAUUGUGGGUUAUAGAAAGGAAAGAAUACCAAAAGGAUUUCUCUUCAGAUGAGGAAUGUUUGUUAUUCACUUCAAUAGAUUUGGUUUAAUUUGAUAUCAUAAUUUUGUACAAAGUGCAUUAAUUUCAUCAAUAAAUGAAACAACAUUGUAGACAAUUUUUAUUAAACAAGAUCUGAUUAAAUAAUGUACACUUUUUGAAGUGUUCAAAAAAAUCCAA